CAAAACCAUGCCAUGUGGUUUGUUGUCACAAUCUGUGGCACGGUUUCGCGACAGACAGCUGCCAAAGAGCACGUCAAAUAAAGUUUAUUUUGAUUAAUACGGAAUGAUAAUAAACGAACGAGUAUAUUAUUGUUUUCAUGACUCUUGAAGGGUGUUAUACAAUAACUAACACGAAGUUGUUUAUAGUUCCUUAACUAGAGAAGUCGUGUGUGGUAUUUCGAAUAUUUGAUCCUCGUGCAAAUUCUUGAAUGAAUUGAUUUAUGGAGUGACAUUGACAUGUGAUCGCGCGGGAACUUUGAGUUCAGUUCUGUGGUGAUCGCGGGUGAUAUAGCUGCGUUGAUCGAAGGAUAUCUGUGUUGGUGUUUUAUCGAAGUUAUGUUAAGUGAAAGUAAAGUGUGCAAUGCGGUUAUGUGGCUUUGGUGACGUUCUUAUUGCCAAUAUAUGUGCAUGCCCUUGCGAGGUUGGCAAGAUCCCAUACAUGCGAACAAUUCCAUGUGUACUUCCGGACUUACGGAGUAACAAUUAACUUAUUUCUUUAUCAAGAUUUUACGGUUAAAAUACCAAAAUGCCGUUCACAAUGAAAGAAGGGGGUUUUGGGGUGGGUGAUUACGCGGUGUUUGGUGUACUCUGCGCUGUCUCAUGUGCUGGUGGCCUGUGGUAUAGUGCUAUCGGGUCCAAGGCCCAGAAAGUGGUAGACGUCAAAGACUAUCUCCUUGGAGGACGAGCACUCUCCACGUUUCCAGUUGCCAUGUCUCUGAUUGCCAGUUACGUCUCUGGGGUGACGAUAUUGGGGACUCCAGCUGAGAUAUACAACUACGGCACUCAAUACUGGCUGGUGGUGAUUGGGGUGUCCCUCAGCUGUAUAGCUGUGGUUACGAUAUACUUGCCAGUAUUUUGUACACUUAGGCUAUCUUCUUCUUAUGAGUACUUAGAGUUAAGGUUUAACAAGAAUGUUCGGGCAGCUGCCUCGGUAUUGUUCCUUCUUGAUGAGGUACUAUUCCUGCCAAUGAUUGUCUACGUUCCUGCAUUAGCGUUUAAUCAAUUGACGGGUUUCAGUGUUUUUGCCGUAGCUGGUACUAUGGUUACAAUAUGUGGCCUGUAUACUGUAUUAGGUGGAUUAAAAGCCGUGGUGUGGACGGAUUCAGUGCAGACCGGAGUGAUGUUCAUAGGAGUGAUCCUAGUGGCGGCCGCCGGAACGAUUGCCGUCGGCGGCGUUUGGGAGGUCAUCGACAUUGUCAACGAAACCGGACGAUUCGAAUUAUCCAACUGGAGUUUCUCCCCAUAUGAACGACAGACCGGUUGGGGAGCCGUGGUCGGAGGAUUCCUGUACUGGACCUGUUUCAAUUCUGUCAACCAGACCAUGGUGCAACGAUACAUCUCUUUACCUACAAAAAGGAAAGCUAUUACGGCAAUAUUCAUCUUCUGCCUGGGUGCGAUUCUGGCCAUCUCACUAUGUGUAUGGUGUGGUCUUGCGGCCUGGGCUACCUGGGUGCAAGGAGGAUGCGACCCUGGCGGCGUGCCUCUGGUUGACGACAGACUUCUACCAGCUUUCGUCACGUACGUGUCCAGGGCGAAGCACUUGCCUGGAUUGUCUGGGGUUUUCUUGGCUGGAGUUUUUGGAGCCGGACUUAGUUCACUUUCAGCAGUGUUGAAUGCGUGUGCGCUGGUCGUGAUAGAGGACAUCAUCCACGGCUGGCUGAAGCUUCAACUGAAGCCGUUUACUGAGGGUCUGCUGGCCAGAGCGAUCACCGCCAGUUUAGCCAUCGUAUCUGUCGUGAUGCUGUUCGUUAUUGAGAAACUAGGAGGCGUUCUUGGGGUAGCGACAGCAUUAUCCGCCAUUGCAGCAAGCGCAACAUGUGGAGUGUUUACUCUUGGUAUGGUGUGCUGGUGGGUGGGACCCCGUGGUGCCCUCUCAGGGGCCCUUGCCGGGGCCCUACUGGCUGGUACAGUAUCACUGGGGACCCAGGCGGCUGCAGCUAAUGGUUUGAGGGCCCCGCCGCUGAACAUAACCUCAGAUUGUGCCCGAAACGCUUCCUAUGUGGAUUCAUUUACUGAUGCUAUUGACCCAGAAUCAGUGUUCCCGCUGUUCAGGAUAUCGUACCAUUGGAUAGCGCCUCUAGGGUUGCUGGCUACACUCACAGUUGGUAUGAUCGUGGGUUGGUUGUUCGACAAGAAGGAAAGUUUGAAGAUGGAUGCCGAGCUAUUCACGCCGGGCAUGUGGCGAUUCUUGCCACAAGAAGCUAUUGAACGAGCUGGGGAUACAAGGAGGGCCAUUGUAGAUCGAGAAGCCGCCCCUGCUCAUGCUGCACCGCUUAUCCUUGCUACUAUUGAUAAGAUCGAAAUAAAUGGCGAGACGAGCAGGUGAGAUGAGCGGACACACAAACAUUUCUAGGUAUUUUUAUUCAUUGUGACGAAGAUUUAAAUUGUCUAGUCACGCAGUGAUGUUAGAAAAGUAUUGCUAUUAGAAAAAAAAAAUAUGUUUAUGAAAAAAUCGGUGAUGUAGGGGCAUUAUAAAAUUCGCUCUUAAAAUAGAAAAUUGUAGCAUAGAUAAGGUAAAUUGAUAUUUUUUUAGCCUUUAAAAAAACCAUUCCGUUGGUUAAAUGUUGGAAAUGGUGAUGUAGUGUGGAACAAAAAAAGAUUUUUUGUUUUUCUGACUAGUGAAAGUUAUAAUGGGACCAAGAGACUUGCUGAGUAUGUUAUAAGGUGUAUUUGUUUGGUAAAUAUAUGCGCUGUUUGCGACCAAUAAAUAAACAAUGUACUUACAUAAAAUAAAA
Spodoptera exigua (beet armyworm) is the source of this 2774-nucleotide messenger RNA. The record is from the annotation of a GenBank genome assembly. Lineage: Eukaryota; Metazoa; Arthropoda; Insecta; Lepidoptera; Noctuidae.